Messenger RNA from Melanotaenia boesemani (Boeseman's rainbowfish), 1734 nucleotides. RefSeq lists its product as uncharacterized. Gene Ontology annotation, molecular function: protein binding. The record is from RefSeq and is a predicted model, not a curated record. Bases 214 to 1083 code for a protein of 289 amino acids. NCBI's taxonomy places the organism in Eukaryota, Metazoa, Chordata, Actinopteri, Atheriniformes, Melanotaeniidae. The transcript has a single exon.
GCGCAUGCGCCGUCGGUCACUACUGCAGAGGGGAUAGCGCAGCUGUCAGGUGUUCAGGAAUGUGAAUCGGUGACUUUGUGAGCACAGCUUUGGAUUUCAUUGACUUUCUAUUUAUGUAAACAUCAGUUCGGUCUAUCCAGCGCUUACAAUGAUGUUUUCGGAACCGUGAAAGACGCGGUCUAAGCAGACCAGGACACAAGUGACUCGGUCGCCAUGACUUCUACAACCAUCAACGAAGCGGCUCGGACCCUAGACAACCACCGGCGUUGUUUUUCGCUGCUUUUCUACCGAGCAGUGCGGGAUCUGAAGCCGGUGUGGAUGCUGGAGGAAAUGCGGACGAUGGAGACAUUUCACCAAGAGGAGGACGCCAGCCAAAGAAUUUACACCCCGUCGGAGGCACUGCUCUACGCUAUAGUCCAUGACCACCAGGCUUAUGCGCAGCACCUCCUCAGCCGAUACACCGACGAGGCGUUGGCGAAGCCCGGGGAGCGCUUCUGCUGCUGCCCGUCCUCCGCCCCUCACCUGGCUAUGGCGGUCCGUUACGAUAGGCUCUACAUCCUCGGCCUCAUCUUGCAGGAAAGUCACCGGAUACCAGGCACCUAUCAGGGACACAGAUGUUUUCAUAUUGAAGAAGCCAGAACUCCGUUACAUUUGGCCUGCGAGCUCCUGCGGCCCGAAGCGGUCAUCAUGCUGCUCGGGAACGGAGCGUCCCCGCACGCUCAGGAUCACAACGGCUUGACCCCUCUGGAUGUCAUUCUGGAAAAACUCAGGGGCUCCGCAGCGAUGAAAGGAGAGAUGAGGCAAUGUUUGGACAACCUGCUCAUGUUUAUGCCAAAAGUUCAUUUUAAAAUGAGAGGAAGUCUUGACAGAGACCCGGACAGUUGGAGGAAGGUGCUCGGGGAGGACACGUAUAAGUACCUAACAGGACGAAGUCCCGCUUCCCUGGUCCUCGCCACUAUGCAGACUAUUUUGAAGCAGCUAAGCCCUCAAACCUUCACAGACAGCCUACAUGAGCUGCCCAUCCCCUCCUCUCUUAAACCGCCAGGUUUGCCUUUAAGUCAGAAGGUGGUGCAGCAUCAGUAGCUGUGCAAUGAUGCUCGUUGUGUAUUAACAUGUUGCGUGUUCGCAUGAUGUGUGUGUGUGUGUGUGUGUGUGUGUGUGUGUGUUUGAAGAGCUGGGACAGUCAGGGACAAUCUGUUAUGUAUUGAUGUGUCUUCAUUUCAUUGCAUGGCAGCUGGAUGCAGACUUGGGUACAAACAGCCAUAAAUUGAACCUUUUGGCCUGAUUCGUGCAUCAGUAUCAGUUUAUUUGUCUAACCUCAUUCAAAGUGUUAAAUGGGUUCUGCUGCUGUUUAGGCCACAAGAAACUGGCUAGACCUCUGAAUGAGGUGUGUAACUAAUUUAUUCGGUGGUACUAAACAGUAUUGUUAAUAAAGACGAUGUGUUAGAUCAUUUAUAAUCAGUCAGGUUAAUGGGAAAUGAAUAACGUCUGUUUAUUUUUAUUUACAAGAUAUUAAAUACAGUGAUCUGGCUGUUUUUCUUCAAUCCAAAAAUGCCACACAAAGCACUUUUGCUGAAUAUAUUCUAUGGCGCUAAAUCAGGGCCAUAAUAUUUGUUCAUUUGAAAGAAAUAUUUGAGAGUGAAAAAAUAAGUUGAAAAUGAAAGUCACAUUUUUUCUGUGAGCUUUGAAAAACAAAUAAUUGGAUUCAAAAUAAAACAAAAUGUUUUAAAUGUU